Symbiodinium necroappetens is the source of this 588-nucleotide messenger RNA. The record is from the annotation of a GenBank genome assembly. NCBI's taxonomy places the organism in Eukaryota, Dinophyceae, Suessiales, Symbiodiniaceae.
AUGCGAGCUUUCGCUCCGAUCCUGGCUGGUUUCUUUGUGCAGCAGGUAUGGGCCACUAAGCCUGCUGUCGUCGUCAGCGGUGCCACUGGGCGCACGGGGUCGCUCGUUUACAAAGACCUGAAGGCCACCGGGCAGUAUGAGGUCAGGGCCUUCGUGCGGAACGCAACGAAGGCCAAAGCAGUGCUUGGCUGCACCUCCUGCAAUGAGACCGAGGGCAUCUUUGUUGGCGAUGUCUCUGAACCAGAGACACUGAAAGCCGUAAUGGCAGGCGCUGAUACUCUGGUCAUCACAACAUCCUCAGUGCCGGUCUGCACCGGCAGCCUGCCUUUCCCAAUGAAGAAGUGCCACUAUCCCAAAGGCGGCGAGCCCAAAGAAGUGGACUGGCUUGGCACGAAGGCGCAGAUUGAUGCCUUUGGGUUCUCCGGCGGCAGCAUGGCCACAAAGCAGCUGCUGUAUGUGAGCACCAUGGGCACGACCACUCCGGACAACUUCCUGGACAAGCUCGACAAAGGCUGGACGUCCUUCUACCACCUCCAGGCCGAAGCUGACGUCAUGUCUUCCGGCAUUCCCUUCACCAUCGCUGCUUGA